AUGUUUAGAAUUUCACCUUCGUUGGCCUGGAGGCGGACAGCGGCUUUCUAUCUACGGGCGGGUAAACUUGGCCAAUAUGAACGGGAAGCCUUUGAAGCGCGGAGAAGACUAGAGGAAUCGAAAAACUAUCCCGGACCAAUUCGUUCGGCAACUCCAGGAGACACUCGUUUUUAUGCAGGAAGCUUGGAAUCGAUUCUUCAGGAUAACGAUAGACACUAUUGGAGGGCUGUGAUAGAUGAUCCUCAAGUGCAAUAUGUUAUUCCUUUAAGAAUUCGAUUUAAGUUAUUUACUUGGGUCACAACUGGUUGGGAACAAAGACUACAUAUUGUGCAAACAAUGGCACCAAGAGAUAUCACAAUUGCUCGACUUAUUGAGCUUGUUACUAUCGAAAAUCAGUCUCCAUACCUUUGUUCUUCUACUUUUACUCUUGCUGUUGAUGGAAAGGAAUUGGAUCCUGAUAAAAGCUUGUCAGAUUACGGAAUUACAGAGCACUCUCGCAUCGAUGCAAUAGAAAAACUGGACCACUUGCUCCAUAAAGACAGUGAAAGACCAUUGGACUGGACAGUAGAUGAGAUGACUACAGAGUGCUUAAAACGUAGCCCAUACAAGGAAAUGGGCAUGCAGCCUCAACCGAAUCUGGCUCCACGUUACGAAGCGCGUCCCAAGGGAUAUUUUGGGCGUAAUAACUAUAGUGGCAUGAAGCAAGAAUCAUGA
This is a messenger RNA of Trypanosoma cruzi, 714 nucleotides long. RefSeq lists its product as uncharacterized. The record is from RefSeq and is a predicted model, not a curated record. The transcript has a single exon. Bases 1 to 714 code for a protein of 237 amino acids. NCBI's taxonomy places the organism in Eukaryota, Euglenozoa, Kinetoplastea, Trypanosomatida, Trypanosomatidae.